Molecule: messenger RNA, 1523 nt
Organism: Oreochromis aureus
Lineage: Eukaryota; Metazoa; Chordata; Actinopteri; Cichliformes; Cichlidae
Exons: 4
Coding region: 401-964 (187 amino acids)
Source: RefSeq, a predicted model, not a curated record
GUAAUGAAGCUGGAUUGCAGUCGGCGUUUGCGCAUAAAGUGAACUUCUUGACUCUGGGAACAAAGUUUCAGAUAUAAUAGCGACCUUUCCUUAUGCUCCUGUGACCAUCUCAUGCUGGCAUCUCAUAGUUUAUAUCGUGUGGUGUCAGUUACCAUUUUAUUCGUUGGGAAAAAACUGUACCAGUGGCUUUAAGAGCCGAUCAACAGCAACAGAGGGCGUCAGUGAUCAGCUUUGGUUUCAAAUCGGCUGUGAGAGCCUGAGCUUCGCGGUUCAUUUUCAUCAGAAGUGUCUGCAGAAAGAAGGAGGUUUCUACGUGUAAACUGCUCACAGACAGCAAACAAAAAACAGGAAGUCCCGAAGUUACACUGAGUGUUCAAGGACCUGCACAUAAUCAGUCGAUAUGUCGUUGGUUGUGGUCUUCUUCUCCCUUCACGUCUUACUGGCUUCUGGAUUGAAAGAGCUCAGAGUGAGGCCUGGACAAGCUGCCACUCUUCAGUGUUGGGGUCCCAGAGAUGCACACAUCACCCUGCUGGAGUGGAGCAGACCUGAGCUCAUCUCACAGGGUUAUGUGUUCUUCUUCCAAGACCAGCGCUCAUACGAGAACUACCAGCACGAGUCCUUUAAACGCCGAGUGCAGCUGAGAGACUCAUCCAUGAUGGAUGGAGAUGUUACUGUGAUUGUGAGGAACGUCAGGGUCAGUGAUACGGGAAUAUACAAGUGUGAGAUUACAACCAGCAGCACCAGAAAUGACGAGAGAGUCGUCAGCGAGUUCAAGCACUCCAUCAACCUCACAGUCACAGACACAGGUUUCACAGAAGGAGAGUCCAAAGAAAGAGGACACAAGGAUGGAGGAGACAAGAAUCUAUCUUUUUUUAAUUUUGUGUUAAUUCUGUCAUGCGGACUCCUUGGUGUUAUGGUUAUUGUUACUGUAGCUGUAAAUAUCUACAGGAAAAAAAGUUUCUAAAGCUAUGUGUAUCAUCAUAGUAUCAUCUGUAUGUAGCAUUUCUCUUCUCUGAUCCUGUAAUCACAGUUACAACUUACAACAAUGUCAUGUUAGCAAGCAGACGAUACUAACAAAGUUGCUGUGGAUAUCAGAGUCACAAUAUUUUAUUAACACCUAAGAAAAUUAUAUUAGCACUAACCUCACAAAUGUGCUUCUGGAAGAAUGGUCAAAAUUCCCAACACACUCGUAAACCCUGAUAUGAAUAUCUAUCUAUCUAUCUAUCUAGCGUGGGAUAGACCCGCUCGCCUCGCAAGCAAUCGAGCUGUUAUUACCGUUGACAAAGCGCAGGUACACAGCUGCCAUAACCCCCACUGUACACUGACCUCAUUUACUGAGGUUAUAUUUACCGGGUUUUUAUUUCCUGAUGUUCGUAUGUGUCAUACCUGUUUCAGUCGCCAAAUCUGAAUUAUAACUAACAUUAAAAACAUGUUUAAGGAGGAGAGAGAGCAAAUAAAUCCGAUUAACAGCUGAUCUUUGGGUUUUUGUUCAGUAAUCAGCGUGACCUGUGUAUAAACGCAUA